GGCCUUUGCGCGUCGCGAUCACCGUCAUCCAGCAUGCGCCAACCUUCUCUAUUCCAGCCCAGCACAUCGCAGUAUCAGAUCCCUUCGCGUCUGCAUUUCGCUCUGCAUCGCACCAACACUAUCGUUCACCCAGAUCCUGCGCCUCGCCCCUAGCUCAGCGCUGUAACCCUGGACGUGGGAUUUCGCAACAGCGUCACAUCCAAGAUUAUUCUAGGCGCCUUGUGCAUACAUCAUGCUCCUCCCAAGAUCACAUCUGCAUACCUGUACAACAUAACAUACAACUGCUUAGCCACUUCCGAAGCUCCGGCAAACCGAUCGCUUCACUCAACUGGAACCCGAAAGCCUCACUUAUUUGACUGCCUCCAAAAGACAACAACGCGACACGCUAGUAAACGCCACAUCUGAUCUCAACAUCAAAGUCGGAACAUUUCGAUAACGAAACAGCCAUGGACUUUUCGAACAAUGCGUUUCGGGCACCUCCAAAGGUCUCAGAGGACACCAUGUCACACGCGAAUCUGGUGAUGGCUUGCCAAUGGGGAUGGUCCAGUACACCUGACUCAGAGCGCGCACAGCCUACCAUAUCUGCUGCGCUGCACUCCACAUCAACCACAUCGUUCAACAACAUUCGAAGCAAACGACUUGCACCAUGUCAAGGUCGUCUAUAUCACCAGCUACUCUGCUCGCAUCGCAUCCGGACCGAUCUCGUCGAAGAUUGUGGCGAUAACUGUGUAGAGCCCUUCAGCAGCGCGACAGGUCCUGCGUUCGUCUGCAACGAGUGUGUCCAGAAAGAGGCCAUUGAUAUCUGGGAACAGCGGAAGGCGCAACACGGCGCAUCUUACCCACCUCUAGACCAGAUGACGAAAGAGCAGUACGAUGUGUACUUCGAAGAGCGCCGAUUACUCGAAGCUGAGUUCGCGCGAGAGCAUAAGCUUUACGAAAUGGAACUCACGGCAAACCUGCGACCAAGCAACAUAUGUUCCGCGCAGGAAGCCAGUAAAGAAGAGACAGAGUUCGCGGCGGAAUUGGACUCCUUGUCUCUGGCCAUGAUGAGCUCUGGGGAAGGCGCAAAACGCCAGUUUGCGCAUUCUCGCGAUCGUUCAAGCCUGCCAAACGACCCGUCUGAGCAGCUGCACUGGACCCUGAACUCGCUAGCACUGGAUCGGGGCGCAUGUGGCAUCGAAUACGCCCCAUCACAGUUGUCGAAUCGUAUGCUUUCUUUGAGGCAGGUGAGCGAGGAGGAGCUGUGGAGGAAGCCGCGAGAGUAGGCGGAAGCGGGUCAGGACAGAACAUGUUUGCCCGACGCAAGGCCGCUGUUUGGCCGUGCCUUUGAUUAAUGAUGCUUGUUAGCGAUAUGCAUGGAACUGAACCUCAGCGGCAUUUACUGGUGUUAGUGCGUAACAGCACGCAGGAAUUGGCUCUCUACUUAAAAAAAUUGGACCCCCACUUUUGCAGAACAGCUUAAACGCGGCGCCGAGCGAAUCACACUCAUCCGCAUUUCUUUAAUACAGCUGUGUGAAAAUGGAAGAAAUUGUAGUUCUUAUGCUAAUUCAACAACAUAUGCGGCCUAACGGUGAAUCAUAGGGAUGGUCAGGUAUUGGUACGGGCAAGGAUACGGAUACCUAGGC
This is a messenger RNA of Didymella exigua CBS 183.55, 1625 nucleotides long. RefSeq lists its product as uncharacterized. Bases 447 to 1265 code for a protein of 272 amino acids. The record is from RefSeq and is a predicted model, not a curated record. Lineage: Eukaryota; Fungi; Ascomycota; Dothideomycetes; Pleosporales; Didymellaceae. The transcript has a single exon.